AUGGCCUCUUCGACAACAUCGGGGAUUUGGAGCUCAAGUCCCUGGCGCUCACGCACCACGAGAGGCGCACGGCAAGUGUUGCCAGCUCGACACAAGACAUGGCCGACGCGCUUCUGGCGCGGGCUGCGGACGUGGCCCGUUCGCCCAUGGAGUUCGGCCCGGGCGGAAAGCUGUGGGCUCAGAUGA
This is a messenger RNA of Symbiodinium sp. CCMP2592, 186 nucleotides long. The record is from the annotation of a GenBank genome assembly. Lineage: Eukaryota; Dinophyceae; Suessiales; Symbiodiniaceae.